AUGUCGUGGCCAAAGAUCUUGGACUCGGCUGAUGCUUGGAGCUCGUGGCAUGUUUUUGGUGAAAUCCAUGACCAUCUUGCCCAUGCUCAAGAGCUGAUGAAGUGCCAAUAUGACAAGGGCCACUGUGAUGUGGAGUUUGCAGUUUGUGAUUGGGUGUGGCUCCUUUUGCAUCAGCGCAUAGCCACAGUCAUUACAGACAAAUCAGCUGCUAAGUUGGCAUCUAACUUUUAUGGCCCCUUUCGUGUGGAGGAGCAUGUCAGGUCUAAGGCAUAUCACCUCGCUCUGCCACCAAAGGCUCUUAUUCAUAAUGUGUAUCAUGUGGUCUCUCUCAAGAAAUAUAUUGGUGAUUCUCCUCAGGAACAGGUGCAGCUUCCUCCCAUCAAGCGUGGCCAAGUACUGCCAGUCCCUGCCAAGGUUCUUUGUGCUCGCCUCAACCGUGGCACAUGGGAAGUUUCAGUUAAGUGGUUUGGUCGAAGUCAAGCUGAGACUACUUGGGAGGACUUGGAAGAAUUCAAGGGGCAAAUACCCAAACUUUUAGCUCGGGGACAAACUGUUUCCAGAGGAUUGUGUUGUGGGCGCUUUCCUUGGAAUACAAUACCAGAGGCAUUAGAAGAAGGCAGGCAAGUAGAAAACAGGUUAGAGAUAGAGUCGGAUUUGAAAUUGUUGAUUAAGUUAGCUAAAGUAUAG
This is a messenger RNA of Miscanthus lutarioriparius, 687 nucleotides long. The record is from the annotation of a GenBank genome assembly. Lineage: Eukaryota; Viridiplantae; Streptophyta; Magnoliopsida; Poales; Poaceae.